UUUUAUCACUUUCAAUUUUUAUCCUUGCUAUAAAUGUAAAUUCGUCUUGGUAAAAUACUUAAAUACGACGUCCACAAAAACAAUCCAAUUAAUGUAUAACGGAAGUUGGUACUAUGUACCUAAUUUAAAUUGAACACAAACUAUUUGUAUAAUUAUUAAUUGCUAAUUAUUGUUAUGUAACCGAUCAUUCAGGUAAUAGCCAAUAGACAUCGGCUCGUGGGCGGCUAUGGACGAAGCCGCCGUGUUUCGAUCAUUUACUGUUCACUAAUCGUAAUUAAUAAUUAUUUUACAAGCUAAGCACAUUGGUAUAAAUUUGCAUUUCCAAUUCGUGAUGUUUAUCCGAUAAGACGCAAAGAUUUGAUACCGUCGAAAUAUGUACUGACUACAACUGUUUGAUUGUGACUUACAUAAUUUUAAGUAAUAAAUAAAUAAAAUUCUCAAUUCAAUUCACUGUUUAAUACGGCUUUGUUUACAUUUGUGCAGGAUGGUUGUCAACAAAAAUGGUUGAAGUUGCCGAUGUGUCAAUUACAUAUCAAAAGCUUCAUAGUAAUAUAUUACUUGUGUUGGAAACAAAAUAUUUCUCGGGAAUAUUCCUGUUACUUAAAAACUCUUAGAAAUAUUUUUCAUGCAAGAACUACAUUUUCCAGCCAUGUUCAAAUAUUCAUACAUAUAUGCUAUUGUAUUCUUGGACUUAAUCAGCAUUAGCCUCAUCAUACCAGUAUGGGGCACUCACUUACGCUCUUUAGGCGCUAGUCACUUUCAUAUAGCCUUACUAGGUUCUACAUAUUCAUUUYUACAAUUCUUAUCUGGCACACCAAUUGGAGCACUCAGUGAUCAUUAUGGCCGAAAAAUUGUACUUAUUGUUACAAUAUGCAUUUGUGCCAUAGCUUAUUUUGUUUUAGGCUGUGUGAAAUCAUUCAUAUUCAUAGCACUUAUUCGUAUUCUUCAAGGAUGUUUGAAACAUUCACAACUUUUGUGCAAGACAUUAGUUAAUGACCAAGUACCUGCUGACCAACAGACUACAGUUUAUGGAAGAAUGAAUGGAUUUUCUUCACUYUCAUUUGUUAUUGGACCAAUUAUUGGUGGUCAUCUAAUGGAAAAAAGUGAAGGAUUUUAUAGUCUAGCAUGUUAUACUUCCAUAAUAUUUCUAAUCAACGCUUUAGUUGUUUAUUUUACGGUUCCUAACACAACUGUACCAAAAAAAGAAAGAAAGAGUGCAUCACCAUUUAGUGAUUUGAUGGAAGUAAAUUGGAAGGAAUGUUGGCCUGCUUUUUCCCUAAAAAUGUUGGGAGCUGCAGCAUUGUUUGCAUAUUUUAGUUCAGUUGGUCUUGCUAUGAAUGAAAAGUUCAAUUUAACUCCAUCAGAAGCUGGUUAUACUGGUGCCUUACAAGGACUUACAGGUGGCAUAACUGGAUUUGCAGCUGGUAAAAUAGAAAACAUAAUAUUUCCAUCUAAAAACCCAUUUUCCAAAUGUUUUUAUUCCUUUAUAAUGUUGGGUAUUGGAUUUGUUAGUUUAGCCUUGGCACCAAAUUUAAUUAUAUUUAUGGCAGCUAUGAUUCCAAUCAGCGCUUCGAGUACACUGAUAAGAGGAUUUAACAAUGAAAUAUUGUAUGAACAGUCUUCAUCUGAUCACAAAGGUCUAGUUGCUGGUGCAGGAGCUAGUUCUGCGGCAAUAUCAAGAUUUCUAGCACCAAUUAUAUGUGGAUUUACAAUGGACAUGUUUGGAAAUAGCUCUGGAUUUUUGUUGUCUGCAUUAUUUUCAUUCACUGGAGCAGUGGUGUCAAUAUGUCUAAUUAAGAGAUCAAAAGCUCAUGUUGAAUAAGUUUAAAGUGUGUUGCAAACAGAAAUGCUUUCUAGCUUUCUAAUGCAUUUGAAAAACAUAAGAUAAAAAAUAAAGUACUGGUUUUCAAAUUAAAAGAUGCUAUUAGUCUUAGUUAAUAUUAAUUAUUAUACUGCAAAUUUUGAUAAUAUGUGAUUAUGUAAAGUAAAUAUAUUAUUGUUAUUUAUA
This is a messenger RNA of Diuraphis noxia (Russian wheat aphid), 2008 nucleotides long. Its product is annotated as solute carrier family 67 member A2-like. Gene Ontology annotation, biological process: transmembrane transport. Lineage: Eukaryota; Metazoa; Arthropoda; Insecta; Hemiptera; Aphididae. The record is from RefSeq and is a predicted model, not a curated record. Gene Ontology annotation, molecular function: transmembrane transporter activity. Gene Ontology annotation, cellular component: membrane.